GCCGGCAUUAGGAUCAGUCGAAAUAGAGUCGUCGGUGAAUUAAAUCUAGUUUCGCGUGCGGUUAACUAAUAUUAAGUGUAUUCUGCAUUUUGCAAUAAAGAUCAUUUAUCAUUCUGAUAAUAUAGAAGUUAAUUCGUACUCCUGAUAUUCAUUUAAUACAGUCGGAGUUACACCAAUCGGAGCACGUGGUUCAAUUCCAACGGGUAACGGACAUUUUGCUACAGUGCACGCGGUGCUCUGAGUGUUAAAUUAUAGUCGAAACUAGAGCCACAUUUGUCCAGUCGUUUUAUCGUUUGCCGGGUAACUUUCAGUUCAGUGCAGUGAACAUACCGAUUAUAAUAUUCAUAUUUUCACGUGGUAACGUUCAAUUAAGAACACAAAUAUGUCUGAUUCAUAUAUUUUGCCAAACGAGCUAUUAGAAAUAAUUUUCAAUUUCUGUGAUAUAUAUACUUUAUCACAAAUUAGUAUGGUGUGCAGACAAUUUAAUAAGGUGGCAAAGCAUACAUUAAAUAAAAAAAGUAAACAUUUGUUUGUCAGUAUCACGAAUCAGAAAUCGAAAAAAUUUGGUGAACGAUGUAAACCACUAUUAUCUUCAUAUAAUUCUAUGUAUAUUACAUAUUACAACUGGAUAUAUGCAAAAUACAAAACAAGUAAAAUAUAUGAAACAGAAGCAGGACCAAAACAUUGUAGAGUAUAUCAAGUAGGAGGGAAAGUGUAUUUAAAUCAUGAAAGAAGUAAUCAAUGCCUACAAAUGACUAAAAAUACGGUUUGGUUUUGUGAUGAUAGUAAUUUUCUUGCUUAUAAUCGCGCAAAGAACGGUACCAUUAAAAAGCAUCAAAAGAUUGUGAAAGAUAAUUACACUUUUAUUAAAUCUAUUGCUCAUUGCGAUGAUUAUAUUAUAAGUGGUGACGAAGAUGGUAUUAUUAAACGCUGGAAAAUUAAGGAUGAAAAUGAUUUUGAAUGUUUAAAAAUACAUAACGUGGAUGAACCAAUUAAACUCAUAGACGCAACAUCGCAACACAUUAUAACUAGUUCUGAGAAUAUUAUAAGGAUAAUGAAAUAUGACGAUAAAAAUGGUUGUACGGAAGAAAAGAAAAUAUUUUUUGGAUUCGACAUGAAACGACCUAAAUACGAUCCUUCUCAACCAUAUAUUUCUGUGAAAUCAAUCUCAUUUGAUCCUAUAGGAACAAAAUUUGCUGCUGGUUCUUAUUGUCCCAUUAACUAUUGUCAAUUUUUAUCAUCGCUUCUAAUUUACGAUAUUGAAAAAAGUUAUCAGGUAAUGGAUAAAAAAUGUGAAGAAUAUUUUCGCCAACUACUAUGGGAGGAUCCUCACACUAUUCUCAUGUGUUUUGAUGAAUCUAUUAAAAAAAUGGAUCUAAGAACAUCCGAAUUUGUACGUACAUGGGAUUCUUCUAAAUAUGUACAUUCAUUUUGUUGCUCAUCAGAUAAUAUGUACACUUUUAUGACAGGGCAUUUUAAAUGUGUUCUAUGGGAUCAGAGACAGAGUGUUGCCAUUCAAACGUAUGUGGAAAACUUUGACAAGAUUACAGCUAUAGCUUCUCUAGAAUUUGAUAGUGCCCGUAUGUAUGCUGUUACAUGCAUAGGUCUUUAUGAAUUGGACUUCACGGGAAAAGACCACUUUGAUCACAAAGAAAUAAAAAAGAUAUUUGGCAAUUUUUAUUAAAUAAAAGAAAAUUGGUUGAAAAUUUA
This is a messenger RNA of Linepithema humile (Argentine ant), 1710 nucleotides long. RefSeq lists its product as uncharacterized. Gene Ontology annotation, biological process: SCF-dependent proteasomal ubiquitin-dependent protein catabolic process. Lineage: Eukaryota; Metazoa; Arthropoda; Insecta; Hymenoptera; Formicidae. Gene Ontology annotation, cellular component: SCF ubiquitin ligase complex. The record is from RefSeq and is a predicted model, not a curated record. Gene Ontology annotation, molecular function: protein binding.